UUGAACGGAGAGCGGGCUCAAGAAACACCCUCCCGGUUUGAAUAGCGAUCUUUUAAAUAAAUAAUGUAAAAUAAAGUACAUAUUGGUAUUACAGUGACUUAGUUAAUAUUAUUUCGACCUGCAAAUGUAUCGGACUGAGAGCCAAAUCAAAAUAAGAUAGCAAUAACUUAUAGCUAGCACUAGCUAGAUCGAGCUAGCAAUAGCUAAUUUUAAAUAUUUCGUGGGGCAAACAGGCUACUGUGGUUCCUUCUAGACAACUAUUGAUGUUCCUGUCGCUAGUUUUAUUGUAGUUAAAGAUGGAUCAAGUAGGGAGACCUUUGUUCAUGAAGACCUAUGGAAAGCAAACGCGGAAAAUCGAUGCUUGGAUCGUCCCUAACAACCGAAAAAUGACUUUUGACAGCACUUCUUCCUCGACGUCCGACCUUUCCGUAUCUGAACCCGCCCGUACUAAAUCAACCGUAGUACCGAAAAGGGGGAAGAAAACUCGUGUUGCCUGCAGGCAAGGUGUCCGUCCAGCCAAAGCUAAAGCCAUGAAGCGACUGGUGAAUAAUAGCAGCGACGAGGAGAACAGUUUCUUCCCCUCCCCAGCACCAACUAUUCAGCAUCAAAACAAGCCUGUCAGAGGGAAGAAAACUAGUGUUGCCUGCAGUCGAAGUGUCCGUCCAGCCAAAUCUAAAGAGACGAUGCACCUGACGGAUGAGGACAGUGAGGGGCAGAACAGUUUACCCCCCUUCCGUGCACCGCCCAUUCAUCAACAGCAAAACAAGGCCGCCAGGCGGGUUGCAGGGCGGAAAACAAAGCAGACAGUGAGCACCAGUGAGAGCGAGGGAGACUCUUUAGGCUUGAGGAAGGAGAGAGGCUCUCAGAAACGGCAAAGUGGCACUCUUGGCAGAGGGAAGAGACACUCAGAUGCCCCUCCUGACGCGCCCCUCUGGCCAUUUGUCACCCGCCGCAGAGGAGCAGCAGCGCCCAAACCUCAGAUCCCCAGAAGCACACGCAUCGCUCUUAUGCCCCUUCAAAGCCUCAACUCAUCAGAUGACUUUGCGCAGAGCGGUGGCAGUGGAGGCAAAGUUCCAUUUUCCCGCCGGCCCAAACAAGGCCAGCCCUGGGAGCUGACCAGUGCAGAGAGCCCUGUGGCAGGGCCGAGGAACAGUAGCGUGACAAACGACCACCUCAGAGAGAUCUCCUCCCUCAACGACUCUGCUGACCCUUGCCUCAAACCCUGCCCCCGGAAACCCCUGUUCUGCUCCACCCCCUCGCUUUGUCCCCCGCCCAGGCCACGACACAAGUCACACUGCCCCUCCUCCCUUCUGCCAGCCUCUGUCAUUGACAUUGUGAAUCUGAGCAUCACUCAGGAGGAAAUGGAAGUAGAUCCUCCAGAGGACCCCCACUGUACUUCUCUCUUUGCCCCAGUCUUGGAGCCCAGCCCUGGGGUGAAGCAUCCCUCAAACCUCGGAGAACCAGGAAGAACAAACUGUGAAGAGCCCCCUCAACUUAACAUGACAAACACAAGGAGGAGUUGUAACACAGAAGAAAAGGGUCACUCUAAAGGCAUAGGAAUCCCAAAUUGCGCCAUUGAGCCACAGAGCCUAGAACUGUUCUCACUAGUUUCCGGGAACCAGACUGACACACACAGGGCGUGGGAGGAAACUGAGGGCAGUGUUCAUUUUGUGUCAGCGUCUGGGGGUUUGGAAGAGGAGCAGAGAAGGAUGGGUGUGACCCAGCGCUGUGUGGUUCUGCUCGAGCGAGUGGACAAACCGACCAACGUCACUCAACCAGACGCAGUGACCACAUACUCGUCCUGUGUAGACCACAUGCGGUCAGUGAGCAGCGAGCUCUCUGCCGACCGUACAAACUUGAUCAAACUUGUGUUCUCGACCUCCUGCGGCUCGUCUUCUGAUCGUUCUGGUCUUAGCGUCGAAACCGAUGACCGUUUGCAGUCAGUGAGUAGCAUCGAGGGUGUCGACGGUUCGCCUUUAAAUGGCAGUAAGGCGAUGGUGGGUUCACAGUUGGACAGCAAUGAUCUCAGUGAAGUUUUUCAAUCUGCGGAUAAUCUCGAGUUGAAUAACCACACAUCCAACAGUCUGAAGUCGGUUGACCGUUCACGGUUGAUCGACAGCGAUCACUCUCUUGACCCGACCAGAUCGACUGACGUGGAGGUAGGUUUGGAUCGUCUGACUGCGACACUGAAGGAAAGGUGUCGAACCCAGCAGCUUGCAGUCAGCUUGGAGAACAUAGUUCAACCACAAACAGACCUGGAAGACACACUCAACAUAGACCAACCACUCCGAGUUACCAAAUUCUCCCUUAACUCUCCCAACGACAGUCAGUCUAGUGGGUCGGAAGUGGAGUCUGUUGACCAGGCGGUAAAAAGAAAAAGAGCCGCUGUCCCUCCUAAGGACCAGGGUAAAGCGCUUAAAGCUCUGAACAAUGUCCCGGUCGUUCCUGACCACGUUCCCGACGGCGUCCCCAGGCCCAGGAACGUUUCCCUGGCUCCCCAGGGGAAGAAGCGGCGCAGCGUGUCCAGGGAGCGCCCGGGGACCACUCGGAAGGCGUGCGUGAGCGGCCUGAGCUUGAGUCGGUGGAGCAAGAGAGACGGGGCGUCGGGGGGCGCCCAUGCUAACAACUACCAUGACAGGAGGAGACGGAGAGCAGCGCCCCAGUCUGGCAGGCCUGGGGACUGCAGCAUCACUGAGUUGCUGUCUGCACACAACAUGGCACCGGCCAAAGGGGCUGGGAUGGACAGCUGGCUGCAGCCUUCCGGAGCAGUCCUGUCCACUCCGGUCCGCACCGGACGCCUGUCCUCCCUGCUGCUGGACCUCACCCCCGACACACACACCUGGAGCCGCCUCAAAGCUGCCCUCUCCAUCCACAAGAAGACCAAGGCAUUCUUCAGCCCUCACCACAGCAACAUCAGGGCGCUCACACAGGAAGGGGCGGGGCUGGCAGAUGUCAGUCAAAGCCUGUUCGGUACACCCUUCCGUACGCCCCUCCCCCGAUGCCUCACGUCUCAGUGUCAAAUAAGCACUCCUCUGAGUGCGCGUGUGGACGAACUGUCGGACGCAGAGAAGGUGUACGCGGAGUGCGGCCAGCCAAAGGCACUGGCCUGGGAGGCGUGUCUGCCCCCUGGACGCAUGAAGCUGUGUAAGAAGAUCGGAGAGGGCACCUUCGGAGAGGUGUUCACCACCACCAACAGCACCGGUGACACUGUGGCGCUCAAGAUCAUUCCAUUGGAGGGCAGUGAGAAGGUGAACGGAGAGAAGCAGAAGAGCUUCGGAGAGAUCCUCCAUGAGAUCAUCAUCUCCAAAGAACUGAGCAGUCUUAAAGAGAAGCAGAAAAAUAAGACUCAUGGCUUCAUUGGACUCAAUGAUCUCCACUGCGUGAGAGGGCCCUACCCCCCCACCAUGCUGAAAGCCUGGGAUGCCUUCGACCGCCUGAGGGGAUCAGAGAACGACAGACCGGAUUUCUUUGAAGAGGACCAGCUGUUUCUUAUCCUGGAGUUUGAGUUUGGGGGCAGCGAUCUGGAAAACAGUGACGGACAGCUGUCGUCUCUUGUCGUGGCCAAGAGCAUCCUCCACCAGGUGACCGCCGCCCUGGCCGUGGCUGAACAGGAGCUCUGCUUCGAGCACAGGGACCUCCACUGGGGGAACGUGCUGGUGAAGCCCACCACGGAGAAGCAGGGGGUGUUCCUGCUGGACGGAACGGCCCACUGCCUGAACACCAGGGGGGUGUACGUCCGCCUCAUCGACUACUCCCUCUCCAGAUUGGAGAUAGACGGCCUGACGGUGUCAUGUGAUAUCUCUGAGGACGAGGAGCUGUUCAUGGGCCAGGGAGACUACCAGUUUGAUAUCUACAGGAUCAUGAGACAGGAGAACAGCAACGAGUGGAGCGCCUACCAGCCCCACUCCAACGUGCUGUGGCUGCACUACCUGUGCUCCAAGCUGCUGGGGAUGAGGUACCGCGGGCAAGGCCGGGGGGCCAAGCAGACCCGGGAGGACCUCACCGGCUUCCUCAACUCUGUCCUCCACUACCCCUCGGCCAUGCAGGUCCUGCUGAACUGCCCUCUGUUCCAAUAAAACUCCCACAUACUUUUGUUGUGUGUGUUUGACAUCUGUGACCAGGUAUUAUGAGUUUGAAAGGAAUUUGUAGUGUCUUCCUGGAUGUUUGGAUUCUUAUGUGUGUAAGUGGUGUACUUUGUGGUAUUAUAUUUCUUAAAAGAGUUGCAGAGCUAGUAUUUUUGCUUUUUCUUAUUGCUCUAAAAAUAGUUCAAUACAAUGUGUGUGUUCAUGUAGAGCUUUGCAUUUAAUAAAGUACUAGAAAAUCUGA
Hypomesus transpacificus is the source of this 4326-nucleotide messenger RNA. RefSeq names its product histone H3 associated protein kinase (gene haspin). The record is from RefSeq and is a predicted model, not a curated record. Gene Ontology annotation, biological process: intracellular signal transduction; mitotic cell cycle; protein phosphorylation. Bases 297 to 4076 code for a protein of 1259 amino acids. Gene Ontology annotation, molecular function: ATP binding; histone H3T3 kinase activity. Lineage: Eukaryota; Metazoa; Chordata; Actinopteri; Osmeriformes; Osmeridae. The transcript has 17 exons. Gene Ontology annotation, cellular component: cytoplasm; nucleus.